AUGGAGUUGGAGUUGCCUAAUCGUUUAUACGGUGAGGGAUUGGAACCUAAGGUUAAGAAGAUUAAUAACAGCUGCCGACUAAAACUUCUCGAGUUGCUAAAAGAAAAAAUGGAACCAGAAUUCGAUGAAGUUAUGAAAGAUCCCAUUUUUUCACAGAUUAUGGUUAUCCAGAAGAAUGAUCUGAAGUUUUCGGCGAGGUUGGUACACUCUUUCUUGUGUAAGGAGUUGAUGACAAGCAAGAGACAUGAGAAGUGGUUCACUUUCGCUAGGAGACCUAUGCGUUUUGGAUUGCAAGAGUAUCAUGAUGUCACUGGUCUGAAAGUGAAGCGAGAGAAUAACAGUGGGCUAGUGACAUGGAAAGACGAUAAUGGUUUUUGGAGCAAGCACAUAAAGACAAAUGGAAAAAUAAAUUUGCAGAUCAUAAAAAAGAAGCAUUUGGAAGAGAGCAAUACCUGGACUUGGGUUGAUAGGGUGAGACUGAUAUAUCUUUGCGUUAUUAUGGGUGUGGUGAUGGGAAAGGAUGAGAAGGUGAAUAUCCCGCAUCUGUACAUGAAGUUGGCGAUGGAUUUGGAGAAGCUUCGGAAUUACCCAUGGGGUCUGUAUUCGUUUGAUUUCCUUCUGAAGCAAAUUGAUAAAACAAGGCAUAAAUUAGAGCAGAAAAAGGGGUAUCUGAUGGAAGGAUUCUUGUUUGGUUUCCAAAUUUGGAUAAUGGAAGCUGUUCCUGCUUUAGGAGAGAUUUGUGGCACAAAAGGGAUUUUGCAUUCAUUCAUAGAAUCCCACAUAGAUGGAGUGGUCCUUUUGGCAACUGAUUUUGUACAGAAGGAUGAGAAGAAAGAUGAAAGAGUAGAUCAGAAAGGAGAUGAUCAAAGAGCUGAUACUGAGAGAGGUGAAAAUAGUCAUGUUGCAGGGAAUGUUGAUGGCACAGCUGAUGUUUCGGGAAGAAACAAGAGAAAGCAUGCAGACCGAGGAGCAGAGUCAAGGAAGAAGAAUGUUUUGUGCCACCUAGGUGCUUCAUCAAAAAGAAAUAUUGACACAGAUAUGAAAAAUUUCUUGGAGGAUCUGGUACAAGCUUCUUUUACUACUUUUGGGGAGAAAUUCUGUCAGCAGUUCUCGGACAGGUUGGGUAAGAUUGAGACUGAGGUUACACAACUCAGGACAGCUUCAGAGAGAACUGAGCAAUUUGAGACCGUUGUAACCGACAGAUUGGGGAAAAUUGAGGCUGAGGUUACACAGCUCAGAACAAGUUUAGUGGUGACUGAAUUGGUGGGAAAGAGUGAUCAAGCAAGCGGUCCUAGCUUGACCAAAAUCAACAGUGGUCCUAGCACCAGCAAAAAAGGCACUGCUCCAUCAAAGAAAAAGGCUGUAAAAAACCAAGAGUUAAAGACUGCUGAUUCGUGUGUCAAUUUACCUCGUGCAAAAGUUACUCAAUCAUCAGCUAGUGAUCUUAGUAUGGGUACACAAGAGUUUUUGGAAAGUUGCAUGAAGAACCUUCCAUUAGACACAUUUGUGAAAGGUUUGAAUCCUUCUCAAGCUAAAGUCGAAGAUUCAUUGGAUUGGUUGGAACUUCCAAAAUCAUUGAAGAAGCCAACAGAUUCAUUGGAACUUCAAAAAUCAUUGAAGAAGUCAGCGGUCCGAUUAGAUGACCGAGAUAUAGAGCUAGACGGCGAAAAUUUCCCUGAUCGCUGCUUGGUGUUUGUGCAUCCUACAGAUUUUAAGAAGAUGCAGGACUGGCAAGAUACACGAACAUAUGUUAUUCCUUUGUAUAUAUCAUUCGGUUGA
Molecule: messenger RNA, 1779 nt
Organism: Brassica rapa (field mustard)
Lineage: Eukaryota; Viridiplantae; Streptophyta; Magnoliopsida; Brassicales; Brassicaceae
Source: RefSeq, a predicted model, not a curated record